Puccinia triticina is the source of this 234-nucleotide messenger RNA. RefSeq lists its product as uncharacterized. The transcript has 2 exons. Gene Ontology annotation, molecular function: ubiquitin conjugating enzyme activity. Gene Ontology annotation, biological process: protein polyubiquitination; DNA repair; proteasome-mediated ubiquitin-dependent protein catabolic process. NCBI's taxonomy places the organism in Eukaryota, Fungi, Basidiomycota, Pucciniomycetes, Pucciniales, Pucciniaceae. The coding region runs from base 1 to 234 and encodes 77 amino acids. Gene Ontology annotation, cellular component: HULC complex. The record is from RefSeq and is a predicted model, not a curated record.
AUGUUCCAUCCAAACGUCUAUGCAAACGGCGAGCUGUGUCUCAACAUCCUCCAGAACCAAUGGUCGCCAACGUACGAUGUGGCCGCCAUUCUGAAAUACGUUCAACCUACAAAUGCAGAAGCUGCCAAUUUGUACAGGGACAACAUGAAGGACUACGUCAAGAAAGUUCAAGCAACUGUCAAGGCCAGCUGGAUCAACAGUCAAAGAUCAGCAAAUCGAGGCGGCGGCAGAUAA